Paramisgurnus dabryanus is the source of this 3164-nucleotide messenger RNA. RefSeq names its product villin 1 (gene vil1). NCBI's taxonomy places the organism in Eukaryota, Metazoa, Chordata, Actinopteri, Cypriniformes, Cobitidae. The record is from RefSeq and is a predicted model, not a curated record. Gene Ontology annotation, cellular component: actin cytoskeleton; lamellipodium; cytoplasm. Gene Ontology annotation, biological process: barbed-end actin filament capping; actin filament severing; regulation of lamellipodium morphogenesis. Gene Ontology annotation, molecular function: actin filament binding; phosphatidylinositol-4,5-bisphosphate binding.
UUGUAAAGUAGGGAGUGAGGAGGUUCAGUCUCCACCACCACCUUCGCUGUGAUCCAACAGCACGUUUAUCCGGCUGCUUUCUUUUUCCGUUCCUCCGGUGGCAGGUAUUUCUCAAAGAUAUAAGCUGGCAUAAUGCCACAAGACGAAGUCAAGACCGAGCUUCCAAAAGUCCUCAAUAAAACUACACCAGGACUUCAGAUAUGGAGAGUGGAGAACAUGCAACUGGUACCCUGUCCACCUAAAACAUUUGGACAUUUUUAUGAGGGAGACAGCUACGUAAUACUCUACACUCACAAGACCAGCAAUAACUUCACCUACGACCUUCAUUAUUGGUUGGGCAAGGACACCUCCCAAGAUGAGCAAGGAGCAGCGGCAAUAUACACCACCCAAAUGGAUGAUCACCUUGGGGGCAUGGCCGUGCAACAUCGCGAGACCCAGGGUCAUGAGAGUGCAACUUUUCAAGGAUACUUUAGAGAUGGGAUUGUAUACAAAAAAGGCGGGGUCGCAUCUGGAAUGAAACAAGUAGAGACCAACACAUAUAACAUUCGCAGACUGCUGCAUGUGAAGGGAAAGAAGCAAGUGGUUGCAGGGGAGGUGGAAAUGAGUUGGAACAGCUUUAAUAAAGGUGAUGUGUUCUUGCUAGACCUGGGGAGUCUGAUAAUUCAGUGGAAUGGACCCAAUAGUAACCGUACGGAGAGGUUGAAGGCAAUGAAUCUAGCUAAGGACAUCCGUGACAGAGAGAGAGGUGGUCGAGCACAAGUGACUGUAGUGGAAGGAGAAGAUGAGCAAUCUUCAGAGGAAGCCAUGAAAUUGAUGAAACAGGCUUUGGGAGAGAAAAGAAACAUCAAAGAGGCCAUUCCAGAUGAGAUUGUAGAUGAGAAACUGAAAACCGCCAUCAAACUCUUUCAUAUUUCAGAUGCUGAAGGAAGUCUGGUAGUGCAGGAGGUGGCAGUAAAACCCCUCACACAAGACCUACUGAAGUCUGAGGACUGCUAUCUGCUGGAUCAAGGUGGAAUCAAAAUCUUUAUCUGGAAGGGCAAAAAGGCAUCAAAAACUGAAAGGGUGGAGUCUCUAAAGAAAGCAGAGGCCUACAUAAAAGCAAAAAAUUAUCCGUCAUCCACGUAUGUGGAGACAGUAAAUGAAAGUGCAGAAUCAGCAGUGUUCAAGCAACUCUUCCAGAAGUGGACGGAAAAGGGACAAACAGUCGGACUGGGCUCCACACACAGUAAAGGAAAAAUAGCCAAAGUGGAGCAGAUCAAGUUUGACGCCACCUCUAUGCAUGCCAGGCCUGAUCUGGCCGCCCAACAAAAAAUGGUGGACGAUGGUUCAGGGGAAGCUGAGGUAUGGAGGAUAGAGGACAAUGAGCCUGUCCCUGUUGACAGAAAGUGGCUCGGACACUUCUACGGUGGCGAUUGUUACCUCAUUCUCUACAAAUAUGAAGUCAACAGCAAACUACACUACAUAUUGUACAUGUGGCAAGGUCGUCACGCAAGCACAGCAGAGCUGACAGCCUCUGCAUACCAGGCUGUAAUUUUGGACCAAAAGUACAAUGGAGAACCAGUGCAAGUUCGCGUACCCAUGGGAAAGGAGCCCAUGCACCUAAUGGCCAUUUUUAAGGGUAAAAUGGUUGUUUAUGAGGAAGGAAGUUCCAGAGAAGGCUCCACCCAGUCUAAUAAGCCAGUAAGACUGUUUCAUGUCCAUGGCACAAAUGAGUUUAACACACGUGCCACUGAAGUGCCACCCCACUCAUCUUCUCUGAACUCCAAUGAUGUGUUUGUACUUAGCACAGAGAAAUCCUGCUAUCUGUGGUACGGCAAGGGCUGCAGUGGAGAUGAGAGAGAGAUGGCUAAAACGUUGGCUGACAUCAUCUCAAAGAGGGAGAAACAUGUUAUUGCCGAAGGUCAGGAACCUGCUGACUUCUGGGUUAAUCUUGGUGGAAAGUCCCAGUAUGCCAGCAGCAAAAGACUACAGGAUGAGAACAUCAGUAUUACUCCAAGGUUAUUUGAGUGCUCCAAUCAAACGGGUCGCUUUGUAGCGACAGAGAUUACAAACUUUAAUCAGGAUGACCUGGAUGAAGAUGAUGUCAUGUUGCUCGACAUCUGGGAUCAGGUGUACCUGUGGAUUGGCAAAGGUGCCAAUGAUACGGAAAAGCAAGAAGCAGUGGUUACAGCACAGGAAUAUCUGAAGAGCCAUCCUGCGGGACGUGACCUGGAUACACCUAUCCUGGUGGUGAAGCAAGGGUUUGAACCACCCACCUUUACAGGCUGGUUCCAUGCCUGGGACCCACAGAAGUGGAGUGGUGGAAAGUCCUACGAUCAGCUCAAAUCAGAGCUUGGAGAUGCAACUGAUCUUAUCAAAAUUACAGUGGAUUUUACCCAGUCCUCAAACCAAAACAAAACAUCAAACUCAAAAGACUCUGCAGGCUCUGUAAACGUGAUACCUCCUCCUGUCAAUGAAACAUUUCCUCCAGAAAAGCUGGUGAACUGCGUGAAAGAAGAUCUACCCGAGGGAGUCGAUCCCACAAGAAAAGAGGAAUAUCUGUCAAAUGAGGAUUUUACACUGGUCGUGGGAAUGUCUCGUAUGGAUUUCUACGCCAUGCCAACCUGGAAGCAGCUAAACCUGAAGAAAAGCAAGGGCCUGUUUUAAAGAGCACAAAAAUCCUUGUGCCAGGCUGCCUUUUACAUUUAAUUUUUGAAUGCCUAUGGCGGUAAUGCAAAACUACAGUUAAGAUCACUUCUUUUAGAUAGACGUAUGUGUUUACAUAUAAAUUAUUUAAAUAUAUUAUUUUUUAAAAAUUGACAGUAUAAAGAGAAAUUGCAAUAUUUGAAAUGAAUGUUAUAAAGGACAAAUUAAUUACCUUGAAGUAUCAUUUAACUGAACAUAUGGAAUGAAUGGGACAAUAUGGGAAUGUUUUUUACACGAGUUGUAUUGAACCUGCAUGGUGAACUGCCGAUUUAAUUUGUCCUUGUGGAUGCAUUUGAAGCACUGAAUAAAUGCUGAUUUUCUUUAGUGGCUAAAGCACUUCAAUAACACAAAAAUAAAAGUUGUAUAUGAGUUUAUUUGAUGUUUAAUUAUUAAAGGAAAUUUCUUUGGUAUCAGGUUUUUUAUGUACACAAGAGGCGCACCAUCUGUCCUAAGGAAAAGUCAAUAAAUGGGUAAAGACC